Messenger RNA from Paramecium tetraurelia, 658 nucleotides. RefSeq lists its product as uncharacterized. The transcript has 2 exons. Gene Ontology annotation, molecular function: peptidyl-prolyl cis-trans isomerase activity. Lineage: Eukaryota; Ciliophora; Oligohymenophorea; Peniculida; Parameciidae. Gene Ontology annotation, biological process: protein peptidyl-prolyl isomerization; protein folding. The record is from RefSeq and is a predicted model, not a curated record. Gene Ontology annotation, cellular component: intracellular membrane-bounded organelle.
AUGAAAAUUAUUAUUCUUUGUUUAUUAUCUUUUGGCGUUCUAUCUCAAUUAUCUAAGCAAACAAUAACACACAAAGUGAAGAUAGGUGUUACUAUUGAUAACAGGAAGUAAGGAGAAAUCACUCUCGGUUUGUUCGGGAAUGUUGUACCUAGGACAGUCGAAAAUUUCAGAGCUUUAUGUACUGGCGAAUAGGCAGGAAAAAGCUAUGUGGGUUCACCAUUCCAUAGAAUUAUUCCUUACUUCAUGAUUUAGGGAGGUGAUUUCACUAAAGGAAAUGGUACUGGAGGAGAAUCAAUUUAUGGAAAAAUAUUUGAUGAUGAAAAUUUAGACUUAAAUCAUGAAGUUGGAUGCAUUUCAAUGGCCAAUGCAGGGCCAAAUACCAAUGGAAGUCAAUUCUUUAUUACAACUGCUGAUACUAAUUGGUUAAAUGGAAAACAUGUAGUUUUUGGCAGAGUCAUAGAAAAUAUGGAAUUAGUAAAAAAGAUUGAAUCUAAAGGAUAAUAAAGUGGAAAACCAAAGGCUAAAGUCAUAUUGUCAAGUUGCAGUGUUGAGGUUGUUUCAGAGGAUUUAUGACGAAUCAUAGUAAGGAUUUACAAUUAUGUUUUUAAUGAUAUAAUAAUAAUCUAUUUUCAUUAGAUAAUACUUAAUAACCUUAUGA